GAUGACUGCUCAGAAGAACCAGAGAAAGGAGUACCUGUGCGUGAAGGAUCUGGAGAAAGUUCUGGACUCCUGCACUCUGGAGCUGAACCAGAUUGACGAGGUCUGGCCAAACCUGUACAUCGGAAAUGUGAGAAUUGCCCAGAACAGGGCGGCUCUGCAGCGCCUGGGGAUCACCCACAUCCUGAACGCUGCGCACUCCAAGCGCGGCAGCAUCGGGGACCAGAACUUCUACGGCACCAGCUUUGUUUACUGCGGAAUUCCAGCAGAGGACUCGUCUUACUUUGACCUGGACAUCUACUUCAGACCAGCGGCUGAGUUUAUCCACAAAGGCCUGAAAACGCCUGACGGGAAGGUGCUGGUACACUGCAUUAUGGGUAUGAGCCGUUCAUCCACGCUGGUGCUGGCGUAUCUGAUGCUGUAUCACCACAUACCGCUCCGCUCAGCCAUCCAGCGCCUCAUUCGCAAACGAGCCAUCUACCCCAACAGGAACUUCCUGGCUCUGCUUCUGGACCUGGACCUGCAGCUGAAGAGGAAACGAAAAACCUGCAUACUGCUGUAAACAAACAAACAAACAAACAAACAAACAAACAAACAAACAAACCAACAACAGACUGCAUCUGCCCUGUUCGUAAGCGCUCAGUGUUUACAGAUCAGAGAUCAUGAAAAGAGGACGUGAGACUCUAGAAGAGCCACUCAGAACUCCACCAAUAAGAUAAAGGCCUGAGCCAAUAGAACGGCAGCGUUCAAACUCAUCUGAGCCAAUAGGAGAGCAGGAUUAAAACACAGUAAAUCAGA
Messenger RNA from Pygocentrus nattereri (red-bellied piranha), 795 nucleotides. RefSeq names its product dual specificity protein phosphatase 13-like. Gene Ontology annotation, molecular function: protein tyrosine/serine/threonine phosphatase activity; MAP kinase phosphatase activity. Gene Ontology annotation, cellular component: cytoplasm. Bases 2 to 559 code for a protein of 185 amino acids. NCBI's taxonomy places the organism in Eukaryota, Metazoa, Chordata, Actinopteri, Characiformes, Serrasalmidae. The record is from RefSeq and is a predicted model, not a curated record. The transcript is spliced from 3 exons. Gene Ontology annotation, biological process: negative regulation of MAPK cascade; protein dephosphorylation.